Molecule: messenger RNA, 4132 nt
Organism: Entelurus aequoreus (snake pipefish)
Lineage: Eukaryota; Metazoa; Chordata; Actinopteri; Syngnathiformes; Syngnathidae
Product: UBA_like_SF and PTH2 domain-containing protein
Exons: 7
Coding region: 190-744 (184 amino acids)
Cellular component (GO): mitochondrion; cytosol
Molecular function (GO): protein binding; peptidyl-tRNA hydrolase activity
Source: RefSeq, a predicted model, not a curated record
UAAGGCUGCUUGCAGAGAAGAAGAAGAAGAAGAAGGAGUAACACGGCCGACGACAAAAGGCACGAAGGAAUUCUUGAAUGAAAAAUUAGGACAAAUCUGUCCGUCGUGAUAAAAAACGAGAGCAUUAGUCAAGAAAGUUCCUCUCAAUUAACUGACGUUCCAGCUCACAAGCGUCUUCUUCAGAAGAAUAUGGAGCCCCCAAAGCAAGCAAAUCCAGACUGCGGUUCCCAGGAAGUGAACCCGGUGUUUCUGCAACAACUCAGAGAGCUGGACAUUCCAGAAGAGGCAGCUAAACAGGCACUCCUGCAUACUCUGAAUGUUUCUGCUGAGGAGGCGGCCAUGUACUACUUCAACAAACUGGAGAAUGAGGAGGAGGGUGAUGAUGACCUGAUGUUCAAAAUGGUGUUUGUGGUCAACAUGGACCUUGCCAUGGGUGUAGGAAAGGUAGCUGCUCAGGUGGGCCAUGCCGCUGUGGGAUUAUACCAGACCCUGCAGGAGAAAAGCAGCUGGAGGGAGAUGGCCUGGAAGUGGGACCACAGUGGAGCUAAGAAGAUUGUGGUCCAAGGCACCAAUGUGUCUCAUCUGUUGGAGCUCCAGGCUUUGGCCAUGAGCCUCAGUCUGCCCACUUACCUGGUCCAGGAUGCUGGCCUUACUCAGGUGGAGUCUGGCUCCCGUACUGUCCUGGCUGUAAUGGGUGAGGAGGAAAUGGUAAACAAUGUCACCGGGAGUCUGAAGCUGCUGUGAUGUCCUCCAGACCACAAGACGCAAAGGUGUAAUGUCUGACAGCAACAAGCAGAGGGCACAAUUUCCCAAAGAAAGCAAGAAGCUAGCACGUGUUUAACCGUUAACAUGCCAGACAGAAGACAAGUAACCCCACACUAAGUCUUAAAACAUGAACAUUUCCAACUGGUCGUUCUUUUUGAAUUAGUGUGUAGCUUGUGUGUGUAUUAGAGUGUAGCUUGUGUGCUGCGCUGUUAGGAUUCUGGAAGUAGCGGGUCAAGUCUUUCCACUUUGAAAAAUGCAAUGUUCCCCUGAAGACCCGUCUUCUGGUUUAUAUACACGCAUGUACGACUGUCUUGUCAAAUCAUUCACGGACCUAAAACCGUCUUACUCAGCCCUUUCAUUGAAAAAUGUAACACUGCUGCUUGUGCAAAGACAUACAUUCACAUCAUAUAAUAUGCUACUUGGCUGAGCAGCCACGUCCAAAUGUUGCACCAGGUGUUUAUCUUCACGUGCUCGUGCAUAGCUCAGCUGCUCUUGUCACACAAAAUUACAACUUUUGCAUGACUGUUGGUUAGCACCCCUGUGUUGCUUUCGUCUUUGUUGGCGGUGGCUUUUGCACUCCGCUAUUCUUUCUUCGGAACCAUCUUAAUCCAUCUUCACUAACGCCCAGUCAUAUGGUCGCCGCUCUGACUACAUGUAUGUCUGCUAGCAUACAAUAGAAAGAGUUAGCACUGAUGCUACAUGGGCAGUAGUUUACCUUUUUUAUUGCAUGUAUUUCACUUUUCUGUGUAAGCCAGCGGUGUCCAAACUUCUCCCUCUGAGAGUCAUGUAGAGAACAUUCAAAAGUAUUUCGCCUUUUGUUUAUUAAACACGCUAAUCUAUUGUAAGUAAAAAAAGGACAAGAAGUUUAAGUUACUCAACUAAAAAUAGUUUUAAUGUGGCCUUAUUCACAAUUAAAAUGCUUCAAUAAAAGAUUCCAUAGUAUCCAAAUACUAUUAAAAUACUUUUUCAUAGGGAUGUGCAGAUCAUAAUAAAGUAUGUAAUUAAUGCAUUUUAUUGCUGAUCCCAUAUUGAUGACACAAUUUAUUUUUAGUCCCCAGGCUGACAAACAGCUAGUUAUGUGUCUCCAUACACAGUGUGGAGCCGCUCCUCCAGGCUAAUGAUAAUCACCUCCAUUACGGCAAAUAAACUGCAUUUAUGAGUCUCUACAGUGUCAUUAUCAUUGAGGACAAGGCUGAACAUAUUACACACAAUAGACAAUAAGGAGUUAGUUUAAAUGUUGAGUUGAUAUUGUUCAACUGUCAGAUUCAUCAUAGAUCAUUUAAAAAUGAACAGUUAAUACUUGUGAUCGGCAUCGGCCGAUUUUACUUAUGGAUGAUCAGACGGCAUGAAACCCUGAUCGAAGCAUCUCUAAUUAUUUUUGUUUACAGUGAAGUCAAAUAUAAGGGAUGACAAUUGACCAUGAUACAUUUUUGUUACACUGCUGAUAUUUUGAUUACACAAUCGAAAGCUAAUUUAAUUGUAGAUGACAGGUUUCUGUUUUAUAGAAGGUAAUUUGCAGUGUUAUUUAAAAAUAUUAAUGAAUAGCUGAUAUAGAUACUAUAGAUACUUUUUUUUGCACAUUUUUGUUUAAUAUUUUAGUGUAUGUCUAGUCGUCCCCCAUAAUGUAACGAAACACUUCCCUUUUCAUGGAUAGAAAAUGUGCUGCGGCAACAAAUGGGCUCCAGGCCAGACUUUGGACACCACUGCUGUAAAUAUUGAUUUAACGAAGAUGCACCUUUGAGUACAGAUGUGUCAACAUGUACAUGUUACUCUCCUGUGUUGUAAUGAUCCUGACCGUGUAGUGAUGUUUGCAUACUUGCUAAACAUAUCGUCUCGUCUUGCUAUAUGUGAACUGAUGGGCUUACUCAAUGUACCUUUUUGCAGAUGAAACUGUCAUGCAUGUAUCACAUGUGUACUCACUACUCGGCAGAAAGACAGCACAGCAACAUUAUACAGCCUAAAGAUGAUCUUGUGUAUUCUGACUUUACUAUGAACCAGUACAUGGAGGACGAAUGGUAGAACAAUAACAUUAAAUCCAUAAAAGAAGACCAAGCACGUUUUAACCAACAAGAAAACAAAUUAAAGCUACAGAAAAAAUAUUACAUUUUUAAGUCAAUUUAAAAAACUUACUGCUGUAUUCUAACACCAAUGCUGUUUGUGUAUUUUGUCACAAAAGAUUAAACAAUUGUAAUUAUGAGAUAAGUUAUAAUUCUCAUUUUGGCUUUUCGUCUCAUAAUUUCGAUAUUUUUCCCCCACAAUUUAUCUUUCUAUCUCGAAAUUGUGACUUUUUCCUCAUAAUUCUGGCUUUGUAUAUAAGUAUGAGUUACUAUUGAGGCGUCACUAAGCGAGCGGUCCACGCAUGCGCGCCACUUUCCUAACUUGUUUUUCCGGCAGUUAUAAUCGUGCCCACAGUCACAGUUACCAUAGUUUCGUAAUCUUUAUUUAAAUAUGAAUGUCAUAUAAAAAAUGAUAUACAAAACAAAUGAAAACAAGAAUAUAGCAUUUGUUUUUAAAACUACAGAGCCGUACAGAAACCUGAACGAUGUGCUCGGCAGCCUUAAAUGGCAAGAAAGCAACCUUUUUUCCCCCCCACUACUUUAUUUACACCAAUUCAAAAUACUGAUUUUAAAACUAUACUUUUGUCAGGCCGCAGAUAUAAAUUGUCAUAGUAAGUAAGCGAUGGUAGUCCGUGCUUCAUUUAUUGCAAUGACAGAAAAGUUAAGUGGUUGAAAAAGUGACGAUAACUCCGAUUUUUUUUUAUUGACUGAUUGUUCAUGUUUAUAUUAUUGUUCCCUUUUACUCCUAGGUAAGCAAUGUUUUUUGUACAAAACAAGACAUUAAAAUAUCAGAACAUGACGUCGCAGAAGCUCCGCCAUUAAAUAAGCUCCAAAUCCAGGAAGUGACGUCUUUGCGCAUGCGUGGACCGAUCUUGCAGUGACGGGGUAUUUAGUGUUUCGGCUUUGCAUAGACACAAGAUGGCGAGUUGAGGUUAUUUUUUUCUUCAAAGCUUUAUUUACAUCCAAACGUGACACUUAAAGCGUAAACCAAUCCAGACAAAAACAACAAGCAUACAUACGAACUAUAAGAACAACAUGGGGCGAUAAUAAAAUAGAGCCUUUGUUUACAAUCACAAAAUGAUUAUAAAGAAUUUUCUGAAUGUCGUCAGCCUGGCCUUUGUCCGAUCCGUUUGCGCAUGCGCCAAAAAUAUAUGCAAAAUGCUGGGUCCCUCCUUGACGGCAGUUGUUUUUAACGGUCCGCAAAAGUAUCAACUGAUCAUCUCAAAUCAUAUAUAAAAAAAAACAAUACACCCGAAACGUUCAUUAUUCAAAUUUGAAUAUGUCGUUUUGAUCUUAUAGCCUAUGACUGU